CGCCAGCCCUCGGCCCGCAUGCGCACUCAGUCCAACCCGGCCUGGGGAAAUUUCCUUUCGCACGUCUGCUACAGCAGUCUCCUGUUUCUCCUUCUACCUUCUCCAUUUUUCUAGUCCCUGCAGGACGUAAUUGGAAUAUCAUUUGGAGAAAGUGUCAUGGAAGUUCUGCGUCCACAGCUUAUAAGAAUUGAUGGCCGGAAUUACAGGAAGAAUCCAGUCCAAGAACAGACUUAUCAACAUGAAGAAGAUGAAGAGGACUUUUAUCAAGGCUCCAUGGAGUGUGCUGAUGAGCCCUGUGAUGCCUAUGAGGUGGAGCAGACCCCACAAGGAUUCCGGUCUACUGUGAAGGCCCCCAGCUUGCUCUAUAAGCAUAUAGUUGGAAAGAGAGGGGACACUAGGAAGAAAAUAGAAAUGGAGACCAAAACUUCUAUUAGCAUUCCUAAACCUGGACAAGACGGGGAGAUUGUAAUCACUGGCCAGCAUCGAAAUGGUGUAAUUUCAGCCCGAACACGGAUUGAUGUUCUUUUGGACACUUUUAGAAGAAAGCAGCCCUUCACUCACUUCCUUGCCUUUUUCCUCAAUGAAGUUGAGGUUCAGGAAGGAUUCCUGAGAUUCCAGGAGGAAGUACUGGCGAAGUGCUCCAUGGAUGAUGGGGUUGACAGCAGCAUUUUCCAGAAUCCUAAAAAGCUUCAUCUAACUAUUGGGAUGUUGGUGCUUUUGAGUGAGGAAGAGAUCCAGCAGACAUGUGAGAUGCUACAGCAGUGUAAAGAGGAAUUCAUUAAUGAUAUUUCUGGGGGUAAACCCCUAGAAGUGGAGAUGGCAGGGAUAGAAUACAUGAAUGAUGAUCCUGGCAUGGUGGAUGUUCUUUACGCCAAAGUCCAUAUGAAAGAUGGCUCCAACAGGCUGCAAGAAUUAGUUGAUCGAGUGCUGGAACGUUUUCAGGCAUCUGGACUAAUAGUGAAAGAGUGGAAUACUGUGAAACUGCAUGCUACAGUUAUGAAUACACUAUUCAGGAAAGACCCCAAUGCUGAAGGCAGGUACAAUCUCUACACAGCGGAUGGCAAAUAUAUCUUCAAGGAAAGAGAAUCAUUUGAUGGCCGAAACAUUUUAAAGUUGUUUGAGAACUUCUACUUUGGCUCCCUAAAGCUAAAUUCAAUUCACAUCUCUCAGAGGUUCACCGUAGACAGCUUUGGAAACUAUGCUUCCUGUGGACAAAUUGACUUCUCCUGAGGUGGAUCUUGGAAAGCACUAGAAACUAAACAUCUUCACCAGGUGCUGAAGAAAAGUGUCUCAUUUUAAUUGCCAAGCAGGGAUGUGGACAUUUGGAUGGUGACUUUCCUGGGUGGUUCCCCAUAGAUUCACUAUUGCCUCUAAUGGUGUCUACAGCCAUCAGACUACCAGCUGAGAUGGUGGUGGGCAUAAGGAGAAUUUGUGCCUAUAACCCUUAGUGUGUUCUGUUUUUUUUUUCUUUUAAUUUUUAAAUUGUCAUAAAAUACUCAUAAAACAUACUGUCUUCACCAUUUUUAAGUGCACAGUUCAGUAACAUUAACUGUUAAUACAUUCAUAAUGCUGUGUGGCCGUCACCGCCAUCCAUCUCCAUAGGCUUCUCAGCUUGUAAAACGGAAACUGUACCCAUUAAACAGUAAUUCCCACUACUCCCAGCCCCCGCAGCCACCAUUCUGCUUUCUGUCUCUCUGGUUUUGACUAUUCUCAGUAUCUCAUAUAAGUGGAAUCAUACAGUGACUUGUCUUUUUGUGACUGGCUUAUUUCACUUAGCAUAAUGUCCUCAAGGUUUAUCCAUGCUGUGUCAGGUGACAGGAUUUCCUUCCUGUAUUAUACAUAUAAUGGAAUGUUCCGUUACAUGUGCGUACCACACUCUGUUCCUCCAUCAGUGAACACCUGGCUUGCUUCCUCUUGACUAUUGGGAGUAGUGCUAAUACAGACAUGGGUGUGCAAAUACCUCUUUGAGACUCUGCCUUUAAUUCCUUUACCACCCAGAGUUUUAUCUUUAGCAAAAUAACCAUUAAAGUUUUUUGCCUUUUA
Molecule: messenger RNA, 2043 nt
Organism: Pongo pygmaeus (Bornean orangutan)
Lineage: Eukaryota; Metazoa; Chordata; Mammalia; Primates; Hominidae
Gene: ASCC1
Product: activating signal cointegrator 1 complex subunit 1
Exons: 10
Coding region: 157-1230 (357 amino acids)
Biological process (GO): regulation of DNA-templated transcription; DNA alkylation repair
Cellular component (GO): nucleus
Molecular function (GO): RNA binding
Source: RefSeq, a predicted model, not a curated record